Molecule: messenger RNA, 939 nt
Organism: Phytophthora sojae
Lineage: Eukaryota; Oomycota; Peronosporomycetes; Peronosporales; Peronosporaceae
Exons: 3
Coding region: 1-939 (312 amino acids)
Source: RefSeq, a predicted model, not a curated record
AUGCCACCAGAACGAUCGGAGAGCGUCGUGAAGCAGUGUCUUGAGCUCAAACGCCUCGGGGUCCGGAAGAAAGCCGUUCUUGAGGGAGUUCCACGCAAGGAGUGGAUUUACGCCUUCCUUGACUGCGCGUAUUCGGUGCUAGUGGUGCUCAACUUUUACGAGACCACGGACGCCGCUGAGAUGCAAGUCAUGCGGAGUCUGUUGGGAGCGGAAGCGACUGCUAGCGAUGAAAAUCAACUCAUGGACCAAGUGGACAGAACUGCAGUGAAUUUCGCUAUUGGGUUUUCCACAGUGCUGGGCGUCUCGCUGCUUGCUCGGUGGCAACAGAGCAGUGACGACAGUCCGAACUACUUUGCGGUGGGCGUCGUAGCCGCAAAGUUAAUGCUGCUACCCGUGUCCAUCUACGUGUUCGCCGUUGUCUUUGUCCAGGCCAACCUGUACACAUUCAAAAGAGGCGUGAACGCGCUGGUGGCGGAUCUUAUCUGUGCAAUCGCAGCAGCACGAGCUGUCGACAGUUUGGGUCGAGCACUGCAGGGCCUUGGUCGGUCCGCAGUUGGGCUGCCCGGAGCCGACGCCAUCAAGGGGUCCCGAAAUGAGAAGGCGAGUAUCGCGCUGCAGGUGUUUUGGGACCGCUUCAACGACUUCCUCGCGCCACUGGGCAUCGUCCACCUGGUCGUUUCUACGACGGAGGCGAGCAAGAAUUUUAUCGUCGUCUACUUCCUCCUGGUCGUCUGCGUUCUGCACGCCAUGAUCGCCUACGUGGACGCAGUGGACAUCACUGGCGCCACGUACCUCGCUGAGCGUCUCAGAUACCUCGUGGCUGUUAGUUUCCUCGUACGAAACUCGGCCAAGUACGUUGAGCGCAAAGCUCGAUCUGGAAAGCGCGUCGGCAAGCGCAACGCGCCCGUCGAGAAAUGGAAAAGGAAGACUCAAAUGUGA